AUGUCCCACCAAGACGUUCAUCCAAACAAAUACUGCAAAUUGCGAAGUACUUAUAAGUACUAUAUAGAUAUAUAUAAUGCGUUGUAUCAGUCGAGAAAGGAAAAAGAAGAAUUAAACUCGAUUUACAGAAUGAUCAAAACAGAAUUGAUUGAUUCAAAUAAAUAUCCUCCCGAAAAUAUGAUAAAAGACAUUUUAAAUUUCAUUCCGUUUAAUAAUCGCUAUGCAAAGUCAUAUUUAUAUCUUGCCAAACUCAUAUUUGAUGAAUAUCAUGUCAAAGAGGUUGAUUGUAUCAUAUUUAUUUCAAACAUCCUGUUUUUUAAAGAAUAUGGAAUUAAAUUAGACAAAUCUGAUAACUUCGAAAAAGAUGAUUUUAAUUAUCUCGAUAUUCAUACAGAGAAUACAAUAUACAGAGCGAUUAUGAAUAACGACAAAGAAAGAUUCAUCAUAUUCACGGAAAGAGAUGGAUUUGAUAAAGAUCAAACACUUAAAUGCUAUUUAUAUCCAAAUUCUUUCAAAGGAUAUUCACUGCUUGAAAUAUGUUGUUACCAUGGAGCAGUUGAUUGUUUCAAGUUAUUAAGAACGAAAUUUAACUCAGAAAUAACUCAAAGAUGUCUCGAGGUUUCAUUUUUAGGUGGAAAUCCAGAGAUCAUGAGUGAAUGCUUGAAAUAUCAAAAACCAAAUAAAACAUGCAUGGAAUAUGCAAUUAUUUCACGCAACAUUGAUUUUGUUACUUUCUUGAUGAAUGAAUACAAUAUAGAGAUCGAUUUAAAAUAUUGUGCACUUUUCAAAAAUCUUGAAUCUUUUUUAGUUUAUUUCAAUCAAACUAAUGAUUUUGGCAAGUGCCUUGUUUAUUCACCGAUGUUUAAUAUUCCAUCCCUUAUCGAAUACUUCCUUUCACAUGGUGCAAACAUCAAUAAAACAAAUAAAGAUGGAGAAACAGCACUUCAUAUUGCAGCACGGUAUAAUUGUAAAGAAAUUGCCGAAGUUCUCAUUUCACAUGGUGCAAACAUCAAUGAAACAAAUAAAGAUGGAGAAACAGCACUUCAUAUUGCAGCACGGUAUAAUUGUAAAGAAAUUGCCGAAGUUCUCAUUUCACAUGGUGCAAACAUCAAUGAAACAAAUAAAGAUGGAGAAACAGCACUUCAUAUUGCAGCACGGUAUAAUUGUAAAGAAAUUGCCGAAGUUCUCAUUUCACAUGGUGCAAACAUCAAUGAAACAAAUAAAGAUGGAGAAACAGCACUUCAUAUUGCAGCACGGUAUAAUUGUAAAGAAAUUGCCGAAGUUCUCAUUUCACAUGGUGCAAACAUCAAUGAAACAAAUAAAGAUGGAGAAACAGCACUUCAUAUUGCAGCACGGUAUAAUUGUAAAGAAAUUGCCGAAGUUCUCAUUUCACAUGGUGCAAACAUCAAUGAAACAAAUAAAGAUGGAGAAACAGCACUUCAUAUUGCAGCACUGUUUGAUAAUGCAGAAAUUGCCGAAGUUCUCAUUUCACAUGGUGCGAAAUAA
Messenger RNA from Trichomonas vaginalis G3, 1506 nucleotides. RefSeq names its product ankyrin repeat and SOCS box-containing protein 4 family. The transcript has a single exon. Lineage: Eukaryota; Parabasalia; Trichomonadida; Trichomonadidae. Bases 1 to 1506 code for a protein of 501 amino acids. Gene Ontology annotation, molecular function: protein binding. The record is from RefSeq and is a predicted model, not a curated record.